AUGAAUCCAAAAGAGCGUUUAAGCCGCGAGUUUUAUUUAACGUGUCCUUCCGCCACGGAAUGUAGUCCUUCCCUAAAGGGCAACCUGGCCGCGCGUUGGGUGCCGCGGUACUUCCUCCUGAAGGUGACUGCGCCCCGCGAGGAAGCGGAGGGGCGGGGCCCGGCAAGCCGGGAGCCAGGAUUGGGUGCGGGGCGGGGCGGCGGAGGGAUUGCGGCGGCUGCAGCAGGGAUAACCUUGGGGCUCAGCUUGCCGACUCCCGCACAGCAGCGCGAACGUCCAGGCCUUUCUGCAGCCGCACUGCAGCUCGAGCGGGACCGCGUCGGAGCUCUGCAGAGCAAACCUUACUCAGCUCCGAGCGAUCUUUGCAAGUGGGGCCAAGGAGCCACCCUGAGCCAAAAAAAGAGCAUUAUGUCACCGGAAGCCCAAGCCCAGAGAACACAAGCUCCUCUGGACCCAGGACCUCGAUGGGAGCGUGUAGAAUUUGAAGGAAAUAGGAAAGCUUUACAUUUUUUUUCAUUAGGCCCAGCUUCCCGUUCUGUGGACAUGUUGAAGGAGAUGAUUAAGUCUGGAAUGAAUGUGGCUCGUCUGAACUUCUCUCAUGGAACUCACGAGUACCACGCAGAGACCAUCAAGAAUGUGCGCGCGGCCACGGAAAGCUUUGCUUCCGACCCCAUUCGCUACCGGCCAGUGGCCGUGGCCCUGGACACCAAAGGACCUGAGAUCCGAACUGGGCUCAUCAAGGGCAGUGGCACCGCGGAGGUGGAGCUGAAGAAAGGAGCCACGCUCAAGAUCACCCUGGACAACGCCUACAUGGAAAAAUGUGACGAGAACAUCCUGUGGCUGGACUACAAGAACAUCUGCAAGGUGGUGGAAGUGGGCAGCAAGGUGUACGUGGAUGACGGGCUGAUCUCUCUGCUGGUGAAGGAGAAAGGUGCUGACUUCCUGGUGACGGAGGUGGAGAAUGGUGGCUCCCUGGGGAGCAAGAAGGGUGUGAACCUCCCUGGGGCUGCUGUGGACUUGCCUGCUGUGUCAGAAAAGGACAUCCAGGAUCUGAAAUUUGGGGUGGAGCAGGAUGUAGAUAUGGUGUUUGCGUCUUUCAUCCGCAAGGCAGCUGAUGUCCAUGAAGUGAGAAAGGUCCUGGGAGAGAAAGGAAAGAACAUCAAGAUAAUCAGCAAAAUCGAGAAUCACGAGGGAGUUCGGAGGUUUGAUGAAAUCCUGGAAGCCAGCGAUGGCAUCAUGGUGGCUCGUGGUGAUCUAGGCAUUGAGAUUCCUGCAGAGAAGGUCUUCCUUGCUCAGAAGAUGAUGAUUGGGCGGUGCAACCGAGCUGGGAAGCCUGUCAUCUGUGCGACGCAGAUGCUGGAGAGCAUGAUCAAGAAGCCCCGUCCCACCCGGGCCGAGGGCAGUGAUGUGGCCAACGCGGUCUUGGAUGGAGCCGACUGCAUCAUGCUCUCUGGAGAGACUGCCAAGGGGGACUACCCCCUGGAGGCUGUUCGCAUGCAGCACCUGAUUGCCCGUGAGGCAGAGGCCGCCAUCUACCACUUGCAAUUAUUUGAGGAACUCCGCCGCCUGGCGCCCAUUACCAGCGACCCCACCGAAGCCGCCGCCGUCGGCGCCGUGGAGGCCUCAUUCAAGUGCUGCAGUGGGGCCAUAAUCGUGCUCACCAAGUCUGGCAGGUCUGCUCACCAGGUGGCCAGAUAUCGCCCCCGUGCGCCCAUCAUUGCUGUGACCCGGAAUCACCAAACUGCCCGCCAGGCCCACCUGUACCGUGGCAUCUUCCCUGUGGUGUGUAAGGACCCAGUGCUGGAUGCCUGGGCUGAGGAUGUGGACCUUCGGGUGAACUUGGCCAUGAAUGUUGGCAAGGCCCGAGGCUUCUUCAAGAAGGGUGAUGUGGUCAUUGUGCUGACUGGGUGGCGCCCUGGCUCCGGCUUCACCAAUACCAUGCGUGUAGUGCCUGUGCCAUGAUAGGCCCCAAGAGCCCCUUCUCCAGCCCUGUCCCACCCCCUUCCCCCAACCCAUCCAUUAGGCCAGCAAUGCUUGUAGUGCUCAUCUGGGGUUGUAAUGUGGCACUGGUGGGCUGGGAUGCUAGGGAAGAAUAUUAAUGCCUCUGUGAAACAUGACUUUUUUUUUUUUUUAAGACCCUGUUUGGGUGGGGUAACCCAGAGCUGGGCUGCUCAUCAUGUGACCCCACCCAAGCCAGGGACGAAGGUAGGGUGCAGGACCGGAAGCCCUAGAGCUUUAACAGAGGGCAACGGCUCCUGCGUCUCCUUUUUGUGUACUCCAUUCAGUUCCUAUAGACAGUGGAUACCCAGACAGCUCCUACCCUUGGCCUGGCCUGGCAUCUAGAGACCGCCAGCAAGAGUUGUGGCAUAGGGCAGUGGUUCCAGUUUGAGGAGACUGGCCCAGGCCCUUCCUUGCUCCCCCACCCCUCCCAGUGUCCCCCCCACUCCCACCUUGUCGUGCACUGUGCAUUUGUGAUCCUACACUCCACUCAGCUGUUCUUGCUGGCAAACACUUCCCCCCCCCCCCCAUAUUCCCCACUACUGCAGCCACUUCCUGGCCUGUUGCUAUAGAGCCUACUGGUGUCAAUAAACAACAGCUGAAGCA
Messenger RNA from Suricata suricatta (meerkat), 2604 nucleotides. It is a transcript of the gene PKM, whose product is annotated as pyruvate kinase M1/2. NCBI's taxonomy places the organism in Eukaryota, Metazoa, Chordata, Mammalia, Carnivora, Herpestidae. The coding region runs from base 1 to 1962 and encodes 653 amino acids. Gene Ontology annotation, molecular function: pyruvate kinase activity; magnesium ion binding; potassium ion binding. Gene Ontology annotation, cellular component: cytoplasm. The transcript has 14 exons. Gene Ontology annotation, biological process: cellular response to insulin stimulus; glycolytic process. The record is from RefSeq and is a predicted model, not a curated record.